CAUUAUGCGCAUUCUGUUCGCGUUACAAAGCUACAAACGCAGUGUGCAUUUUGCCUCGACACGCGACACUCAACAGUGAGGCCUCACGACGCUAGAGGCUCGUCGCGCGAAACGAAAACCAACGUCGCAAGUGGCUUGACAUUUUAGCAGCAGCAGCAGCAGCAUGUGGGAGGCGCCCGGCUUCGACUAUUGGGCGCGGCUGGUCAGGCUGCUCCGGGCGGGCGGCAUCGACCCACCCGACGAGGCUCGUAUCGCGCUCAUAGCGCGGCACCUGAGCUCGCGCAUGCUCGCGGCACACACCGUGGCCGCAGCUCGGGAGCUAUACGAAGACGGCCUGUACCUGCCGCCGCCGCCGUACCCCUCCUUUCAGCAACUGAUGUCCAAGCACGCCGGCCUGACACUGGCCGGCCCCGCCUUCCCCGACGUGCACCUGCGCCUGCCGUACAUGCGGCACCGGAACGACAGCGGCGGCGGCGGCGGCGGCGGCACGGGCGGCCUGUGUCGCCUGCUCACGGCCACCUGCAGCACCAGCGGACGCCCCAUGCUGGUCAAGCUGCUGCAGCCGCCGCCGCCGCCGCCCACUGCUGCCGAGGCGGCGGCGGCGGAGGGAUCUGGAGUAAACGGACGCGGCGGCCACUACUCGUGUUGGUAGGUGUCGACAGCUGGCAGCAUAGCUGGCUGCGCCUGCGUUGUGUCGCUGCUGUUGUGGCUGUUGCAAUGGGUUUACGGCAUGAACGGAGUUUGAAUCCCUGUUGUUAGUUGUUGAGUCCUUUCGUUUGGAGUCCCGCCGGAGUGCUGCAUCAUCACAAGGCAUGGCCCGGCGGCCCGGUUCAUUCACGCCCCAGCGCUGUAAGUGUGUAGUAAU
Messenger RNA from Chlamydomonas reinhardtii, 865 nucleotides. RefSeq lists its product as uncharacterized. Lineage: Eukaryota; Viridiplantae; Chlorophyta; Chlorophyceae; Chlamydomonadales; Chlamydomonadaceae. The record is from RefSeq and is a predicted model, not a curated record. The transcript has 4 exons. Bases 164 to 652 code for a protein of 162 amino acids.